AUGCUGUUUUGUACGACGCCAUCCACCGCAACGCUCCACCCUCGUGCGCCGCCUCCGUCCCGUGAUUCGUCGAAAAUCUAUUCGGAUUGCCCUGAUAGGCAGUGGGGGACGCUACGCGUGCAAGGGUGGCGCGCUGCAGUAGAAGGCAUCGUACAAAACAGCACGCAGGGGCCGGCUGCUUGCAGUGAUUCAGCGAGAGAUGAGCGGAACCACCUCGGUCUCCAUAAUCUACGACCCCGUAUAUGGAUACUCCACCUGAAAUUCACCGUAACACUUCAGAUUCGUGUGAAGUAA
Molecule: messenger RNA, 294 nt
Organism: Necator americanus (New World hookworm)
Lineage: Eukaryota; Metazoa; Nematoda; Chromadorea; Rhabditida; Ancylostomatidae
Exons: 2
Coding region: 1-294 (97 amino acids)
Source: RefSeq, a predicted model, not a curated record